AUGCCAGCAAGUGUGUUUUUCCUGAAAAGAGAGCACUGCGCUGAGGCCGCCUCCAGGCCAGCUCUUAUCUGCCUCAGCGGGGAGGAUGUGAAGACUUCUUUCCAGGAAACUCAGUCUGACUUGGAGGUGAUCUUAGAGUUUCUAGAGGAGUACUACAGACAAAACUCUGCAGAAAAUGUGGACAAAAUGUCCUGGAGUGCAGGUAUGCCUUUGGAUGAAGGAUCUGUGCCUAUGGAUCAGACCUGUGAGCAACACUGGACAUGCUCUGAGCCAUUUAACAUCAAAUCUGCAUUUCAGCCGUUCCAGGAAAACGAUGCAAGACCAGCCUUCAACCAGGUCACAACAGCGACAUUGUCUGAGCUGCCAAAUUUUGUACCAACACGACAAUCAGUCAAACACCCAGCGACGGUGGGGAGCGGCAGAAAGGUGCGACUCUUUCACUUCCUGUUUGAGAUGCUGGAGGAUCCAAACAUGGCUCACUGUGUGUCCUGGGUGCCAGCAGCCACAGGCGUUUUCCGCUUUUCCUCCAGGAACAAGGACCAGGUGGCAGCCCUCUGGGGCCAGAGGAAGGGCAACAAGAGGCCCAUGACCUACCAGAAGAUGUCCAGGGCAUUGCGGAACUACGCCCGGUCCGGAGAGAUAUUCAAGGUGAAGAAGAAACUCACCUACCAGUUCAGCCGGGACACCCUGAUGACACUGCAGAAGUGUAACAGAAGAGAUCUGUGAUUUAAUGUUGCUUUAA
Molecule: messenger RNA, 742 nt
Organism: Melanotaenia boesemani (Boeseman's rainbowfish)
Lineage: Eukaryota; Metazoa; Chordata; Actinopteri; Atheriniformes; Melanotaeniidae
Gene: spi2
Product: Spi-2 proto-oncogene
Exons: 5
Coding region: 1-726 (241 amino acids)
Biological process (GO): cell differentiation; regulation of transcription by RNA polymerase II
Cellular component (GO): nucleus
Molecular function (GO): sequence-specific DNA binding; DNA-binding transcription factor activity, RNA polymerase II-specific
Source: RefSeq, a predicted model, not a curated record